Messenger RNA from Paraphaeosphaeria sporulosa, 1048 nucleotides. RefSeq lists its product as uncharacterized. The record is from RefSeq and is a predicted model, not a curated record. NCBI's taxonomy places the organism in Eukaryota, Fungi, Ascomycota, Dothideomycetes, Pleosporales, Didymosphaeriaceae. Bases 113 to 940 code for a protein of 275 amino acids. The transcript is spliced from 4 exons. Gene Ontology annotation, molecular function: oxidoreductase activity.
GAAAGGUGUCUUGAAGGUAAAUUUGGGCUAGGGUUUUCCGGCGAACCUGUAUGGCAUACUCCCAAUAGACGUUUCCCCUCAGUCAGGGGAACUAUAUGCGAUCGAUCUUAUAAUGGCAAAAGCCAGCAUUGGGCAGGUCCCAAUUGUGCAUUUCAGCACUUGGAAACAAUGCACAUCGCGUCAAAUCUGCGCUAUUGCGGGUGAUUUUUAUCUACUCGAGGAACAUGGCUUUCAUACAACCACAGAGCGCGUUGGUACCGCACGCACCACUCCGGAUGAGUUCAUCCGCAACCCAAGCCAACUCGUUAGCGCCCGCACCCAUCACAAUCAUAACCUCGAUUACAGCCACUACCAUAAGCAGCGCUGUUACCACGACUCUGAGAAAUCCUGCCUGUCCAAGAAAACCUUGUCGAACCCUGUGUCCUGGUUAAGGUUUUUGUACGAAUUGUCAAUCAUGGACAACCACGUUUUCACUUUCCCACUGCUUCGUCCUGAGACAGGCUCUAACAAGCAGCCUUACCUCCGCCUCCUCAUCUUCAUCAACAAGAGAAAAAGCAUCUCGCAAGAAGCCUUUCAUGUUUGGUGGCGCAGCGUGCAUGCUGAUCUUGCGGUUGCGGUUGAAGGGUUUGGCGGGGUAUGUUCGAGAUACGUACAGAUGCACACGACGCCAGAACACAAAGACCGACUUGUCAAGUGCGGCAUGCAGCCCCUACCCUUUGACGGUAUGGGCGAAAUGCACGUCCGUAGCCUGGAUGACUGGGUUGCGUUCCAGCGAAGUGCGGCGUUCGUAAAGGCAAUGGGAGACGAUGCGGCGAACUUUAUGGAAGGAGGGGUCAGCGUUAUGCUAGGGUAUGACUGCUUGAUCUAUGGAAAGAGUGUGGGUGCCGAGGGAAUGGAUGGCAUCCUACCUGUAAUUACGAAGGCGAAGGCGAAGCUAUGAGAGGUCACGAUCCUGGGCAUAUUUGCGAGUUCACAGACGUUUGCAGGAACAGGGACCAGGCACUGAAUGGUAGGACAAGAAUGCAUUACAUUUCUCUCGAUCGCUGAA